AUGUUACACAAAGAAGGUGAUGAAGAUCUGCUCCAGUACAUGGUUCCUGGAAGUACGCUGGACGACAUCGUUACUGAUGAGGAUGAUGACGACUUUGACGCGUACUUCGACGUCAUAGAGAACAACAAAACGGGCACAGCGCCCGUGGUGGUGCCGAGUAACGCUACACAAGUAAAUGCUCAAGGUGGAGCAACCUCUUUAGCCAAAUUUCAGCCUGCACAGCAUAAAAAUGCGAAUGCCAGUGUCCUUAACCGAAUCCGCAUCGAUGAAUUCUACGAAGGACACGGUGGGGGUGCGAGUGGAGGUGCGAAGGCCAACCAGCGGGUGCUUAAUGAGCUCCGUGACAUGACCAUAAGCGGUCGCUUUGCUUCUAGCCAGUCCCCGAAGAACGUGGACCGCUCGGAGAGGGCGACGGUAGAGAAUGUAAUGGACCCACGGACGCGGCUCAUUUUAUAUAAGCUAGUCAACACAGGCAUUUUAUUUGAAAUCAAUGGCUGCGUUUCCACCGGGAAGGAAGCAAAUGUAUACUACGCUGUAUCUGGUGAUGGUAGCCCCGUCGCGCUUAAGGUCUUCAAGACCUCCAUCUUAGCUUUCCGUGAUCGAGAUCAGUACGUCUCAGGAGAGUACCGGUUUCAGCGAUACUGCAAGAGCAAUCCACGCAAGAUGGUGCGCACCUGGGCCGAGAAGGAAGCCCGCAAUCUCAGUCGCCUGCAGGAUGGCGGCGUGUUGGCCCCAGCGGUGAAGCUUCUAAGGCACCACAUCCUCGUGAUGGAGUUUCUUGGUGAAGAUGGCUGGCCUGCGCCGCGGUUGAAAGAAGUGCUCUUCCCCUCCCACGCAUCCCUGGAUCGCUGUUAUCUCGACCUCUGUUGCACAAUGCGCAAGAUGUAUGCCCGCAGUCGGCUUAUACAUGGCGAUCUCUCAGAGUAUAAUCUGCUCCUCUACCGUGGGCGUGUUGUUGUGAUUGACGUAUCUCAGUCAGUUGAGAGCGACCACCCGCGUGCCAUGGAUUUUCUACGGCGUGAUAUUACCAACGUGAAUUCUUUUUUCGUAUCCCAAGGGCUUGCUAACACCUUCACUCUGCAGGAGCUUUUUCACUUCAUCACGGCGACAUCAGCUCCUUCUGGCUGGCGGUGCUGCAGCGGCUCUCAAAACGAUCAAGAGCUACUGGAGCACCUAAAAGAACUUCGUGAGUGGAGGCAAUUGGAGGGCAAGGAUACGUUCGCCCAGAGUGAAAAGGCCAAGGUUGAUGAGCAGGUGUUUUUGAACAUCACAGUACCUCGAACACUGAACGAGAUUUCCGAUCGAAGAGCCCCCAAUGAUGAGGUAGUACCGUUCGUGGAGGGAAUGAUUUCCCAUGGAAGGUGUCAAGUAGCAGGAGACAUGGCGCAAUGUGUUGAGGCACCGUUCAGCGAGGAGAGCUCCGAAUGUCAGCAAACUAGUAACGAUAGCAUGAUGGGGAAGAACAUGGAAGAUGAAGCGGUUAGCAAAACGCAGAGGGAGAGAAUCCUCGCGGUGGAACCACGGACCCUAGCUGAGAUGUCUAAGGAAGAACGCAAAGAGCAUCGCAAAGCUGUCAAGAAGGCUCAGCGGGAACGGCGUGUGGCAAAGAAAAAGGAUGUGUCGAAGAAAGGAAAGCUCUACAACCACUGA
This is a messenger RNA of Phytomonas sp. Hart1, 1650 nucleotides long. NCBI's taxonomy places the organism in Eukaryota, Euglenozoa, Kinetoplastea, Trypanosomatida, Trypanosomatidae. The record is from the annotation of a GenBank genome assembly.